GUUGCAGAGAAGAGCAAAAAGCAUCCAGCACCACCACCAGGGCAGGGCAUCCGCCUGGCCCAAGGCAAAGGCCAGCAUGACAGAUGACAACUUAUCGGGCAUCAGUGGGAUGGAGGUAGACGAUCGGAUCUCCUACCUGGAGCAGCGCCUGCAGUUGCAAGAGGAUGAGAUCCAGGUGUUAAAGGCUGCCUUGGCCGACGUCCUCCGACGCCUGAGCACCUGCGAGGAGAAUGGGAUCCACCUGCAGAAGAAGGGACCCAACAAAGUUUACCAGCUACUGAGGGGGCUGCCCUCCCGGCCUAGCCUGAGCAAUGGGAUCAUCCCGCAGAGAAGAGGCUACUCCACCUCCCCAUCAUCCCCGAAGAGAGAGCUGCUAGCUGGGAAAAGCAAGCCGAAAGAAUCCACCUUCAGCGCUGAGGAUGGUUACGUGAAGAUGUUCCUUCGGGGACGCCCGAUCCCCAUGUUUGUUCCGGACGCUGUUGUUGCCACCUACAGCUUGGAUGCCAAGUUGGAUCUGCCCCAUAAGAAGCUCAAGUUGGACUGGGUCUAUGGCUACCGAGGCCGUGACUGUCGUGCCAACCUUUUCCUGCUGCCUACGGGGGAGAUUGUGUAUUUUGUGGCUGCUGUGGCGGUUCUUUACAAUGUGGAGGAGCAGCGGCAGCGCCACUACUUGGGCCACACCGACGACAUCAAAUGCCUGGCUGUGCAUCCCGAUAUGGUCACCAUUGCAACCGGACAAGUGGCUGGGACAUCUAAAGAUGGCAAGCCGCUUCCUCCCCAUGUGAGAGUUUGGGAUUCGGUGAGCCUGAAUACGCUUCACGUCUUGGGACCGGGGCCCUUUGACCGAGCCGUCAGCUGCGUGGGAUUCUCCAAGUCUAACGGAGGAGGCCUCCUGUGUGCGGUGGAUGACUCCAACGACCACGUUCUCUCCGUAUGGGAUUGGCAGAAGGAGCAGAAGAUUGCUGAUGUGAAGUGUUCCAAUGAAUCCGUCCUCGCCGCCACCUUCCACCCGACGGAGCCAAUGUUGCUCAUCACAUGCGGGAAAUCCCACAUUCACUUCUGGACGCUGGAGGGAGGCAACCUCAGCAAGAGGCAGGGCAUUUUUGAGAAACAUGAGAAACCCAAGUACAUCCUGUGCAUAGCUUUCACAGAGAAUGGAGACACAGUCACUGGCGAUUCGGGGGGAAACCUCUACAUUUGGGGAAAAGGGGGAAACCGGAUUUGCCACGCUGUGCCAGGAGCCCACGAAGGUGGCAUCUUUGGCUUAUGCGUCCUGCGGAACGGGACCAUCGUCACGGGAGGCGGCAGAGACCGGAGAGUCGUCCUUUGGGGACGGGAUUACCAGAAGCUGCAGGAAAAUGAGGUUCCUGAGAGCUUUGGGCCGGUGCGCACCAUUGCUGAAGGGAAAGGAGAUUCCCUCUUUGUGGGCACCACCCGUAAUUCGGUGCUUCAUGGAUUCUUGGCUACUGGCUUCUCCCUCCUGGUGCAGGGGCACACAGAAGAACUCUGGGGCCUGGCCACCCACCCAACCUUGGACCAGUUCUUGACCUGUGGGCAAGACAAGCAGGUCCACCUGUGGAGCGUGGCUACCCACCAGCCCUUGUGGAGCAAGGGAAUCGAGGAUGCAGCUCGCUCAGCAGGCUUCCAUCCCAGUGGUUCGGUGCUGGUGGUGGGCACUGUAACUGGCAGGUGGCUGGUGCUGGACACAGAGACCCGAGACCUAGUAACCAUCCAUACGGACGGAGCAGAGCCCAUUUCUGUGGUCAGCUUUUCCCCAGAUGGCAAAUACCUGGCUUUGGGCUCCCAUGAUAACUUUGUCUACAUCUACCUGGUGUCUGAGGGCGGCAGGAAAUACGGUCGAGUCGGCAAAUGCUCAGGUCACUCCAGUUUCAUCACCCAUCUGGACUGGGCCUUUGACAGCAGCUGUUUGGUGACCAAUUCUGGCGACUAUGAAAUUUUGUACUGGGACCCAUCCACCUGCCGCCAAAUCACCAGCGCGGAAGCCGUACGCAACAUGGAUUGGGCCAGUGCCACCUGCGUGUUGGGUUUUGGGGUCUUUGGGAUCUGGCCGGAGGGUGCUGACGGAACGGAUAUCAAUGCAGUCUGCCGUUCCCACGAUGGGAAGCUCCUGGCCUCUGCCGACGACUUUGGCAAAGUGCACUUGUUCUCCUAUCCCUGUUGCCAGCCACGGGCCCCCAACUACACCUACAACGGCCACAGCAGCCACGUCACCAACAUUGCCUUCCUCCACGACGACAGUUUGCUCCUCUCCACCGGCGGGACGGACACCAGCGUCCUCCAGUGGCGCCUGGUCUAGGGAUGCUAUGGGGAGGGCAGCGGGGGGUUGCCCCUCCCAGGGUUGAGGAGGGAGCCGUGGGGCAGUUGGGAAGCAGGGUGGAGCGGGUGGGUGGGAUUGGAUCCUAUUAAACUCUUUUUAAUGGGGGGGGACCCACUUACAGGUCCCUCGCCGUGUAAGGAAGGGGCAGAAGGCACUAGUGGGAGGAGGAGAGAACCAGGAAGAUUAAAGAGAAGUGCUGUGAGAGCUAUAUUUUACAGAUAUCUCUAUAUGCAUAGUGAUUAUAAUAUAUCCAGAUCUAUCUCUAUAUAUGUAUAUUAUAACGGCUGAAGGUUGCACAGGCUGAGAAUGUGAUGGAGCAAGAGAGGCAGAAUGCAGGAGCAAGAAUGAAUGCCUGAUCUUAUAUUUAGGGAAGGCCUCUCUUUCUCUUCCAACAGUGAAAUUGCACCCGAGGUAUUUGUCUCUCCACUCCAGAAGCCAUCCUUGCACUAUCAAUGUACAGUAAAUGGGUUUGAGACCUGAUUUGGCUGACAGUCAGCUGCCUCUAUUGGCAAUGAGGAAUAUUUACACUCCCCCAACACACAUGCACAGUUUGCACACUCACUUGAGUAACAGAUGCAGGUUUGACAUUUACAGAUUUGAUUAUUCACAGAUUUGUUUCAUAUGUUCUCGCUAGGAAUCUCGAGGUCUUCCAGCUUGACUCUGGGGUCAACGUCUGCUAGAUGGUGAACUGGAGGGCCCAGAGGUUCCUAGAGAGAAAACUCUUCUCUAGGCAUUUGUACAUCUUCCAGCGCAAUUCUAUGGUCAGCGUCUGGCAGAUGUUGGCAACAGAGUUGUAUGGAGGACCUAGAGAUUCCUAGAGAGGUUUACUCUCAGGUAAAAUAAAUUGUGAUUUUUUUUUAUUUGUAGUUUUACCACUUUAAUGGGAUUCCUUCAUUCCUAACCCCAGCAAACGUGAAGAGUCCACUGUAUUGUUUCAUGGGACGAAGCGAAGGAUAAGCCUGCUUGCCUCUUCCUAAUAUGCAAUCCUCAGUCCUGGGUGGACUUCUCAGAAUAUCUGCAAACUAAAGUAAUAAAUAUAUUGAAUUGCAAUUGGAGGGAGCCACAUGAAGUGAGGGGGAAGAGGGAUGUCCUUCCCCAGUGCCUUUUGAUCAUCUGGGGAAGAAAGGAAAGAGAAGAGAAUAAAUAAAUAAGUGAGGGUUCCCUAUGAUGAAUUAGACCCAGGGCAAAACCCCAAGCUUGCCAAAGUUACUUGGUUUGGAAGACUGAACCCCAAAGACUGCUUUGGGAAAUGGCGGGUUCUCCUUCCUUGGAGGUCUCCAAACAGAGGUUGGAGGGGCAUCUUUGGGGAGUGUUUUAGUUGCGUGUUCCUAUAUGACUGUGGGUUGGAUUAGAUGGCCCUUGGGGUCCAUUCCAAUUCUAUGGUCCCUGGAGUUGUCAUCCGGAAAAGUAAUUAUUUGAAGCUGGAAGCAGCACAUCUGGCACUGUCCUAUUGAGUCUUGGUGGGGUCAUAUUUGACGCAACAGUGGCACACAGAUGCAUAUGUUUGUGUGACUGUCUUUUCUCUUUCUCCUGUCCUGGACCUUUUGCCGAUCCAUUUUAAUUUGACGGUGCCAAAUUCUAGUUCUAUAUGAGAAUGAAAUGGAAGAGAGAGAGAGUGUGACAUACUGUAUAUGUAAUCAAGGCUGGGAGGAAAGUAUUUCCAGUGAUGGAAUCAACUUCAGUUUCCAUUCCACUCCUCCUGCAUUAAGGAUUGAGCCUUUAUGCAGAUGGGAAUAAACAUUAAUCCCUCUUCAGGUCUGACUGUCAAACAAAUCAUUUUCAUUGGAUGGAUGGAUGGAGAGAUCAGGGGCCCUUUUGCACUACCCAGACACAGCAUUAUGAUUCCACUAAUGUGGAAUCCUGAGAUUUGUAGCUUGGUUAGACACACUAGAGCUCUUUGGCCGAGAUAUCCUAAGUAUCCCUCCCUUGGAUUCCAUAGGAAGGAGCCAUGCUGCUUAUAGUUAUAGUUAUAGACCUAUAACUGUGUAGUGUGAAGGGAGCCUUAGAGUGCAUUUCUUGGGUGAAACGGGAUCCCAAGGAUGUACAAAGUCUGUCUUCUUAGUCCCAACGGAGUCACAUUUUCAGCCCAGGUUUGGCGGUAUUUUGCACUGGAUGAUAUAGAUAGUUUGGGGGGGCAUUUUUGGAGGUGGCAUUUUCAAAGAUUGUGACUUCUUCAGGUCUGGGUCUGGGUUCAGAAUGGGAGGGCGAAAGCAUGCCUGUCUUUCUGUAUUUUCCAAAGAAAACAUGGCGGAACAAAAAAAAAGUUGUUUAAUAAGACUGCAACCCAAUAAAAGACACAGAGAGACACAUUCACACGUG
Sceloporus undulatus (fence lizard) is the source of this 4657-nucleotide messenger RNA. It is a transcript of the gene EML2, whose product is annotated as EMAP like 2. Gene Ontology annotation, biological process: microtubule cytoskeleton organization. Bases 77 to 2317 code for a protein of 746 amino acids. Gene Ontology annotation, molecular function: microtubule binding. Gene Ontology annotation, cellular component: mitotic spindle. The transcript has 21 exons. NCBI's taxonomy places the organism in Eukaryota, Metazoa, Chordata, Lepidosauria, Squamata, Phrynosomatidae. The record is from RefSeq and is a predicted model, not a curated record.